This is a messenger RNA of Ceraceosorus guamensis, 5610 nucleotides long. RefSeq names its product LNS2-domain-containing protein. The coding region runs from base 338 to 5266 and encodes 1642 amino acids. Lineage: Eukaryota; Fungi; Basidiomycota; Exobasidiomycetes; Ceraceosorales; Ceraceosoraceae. The transcript has 3 exons. Gene Ontology annotation, biological process: fatty acid catabolic process; triglyceride biosynthetic process. Gene Ontology annotation, molecular function: phosphatidate phosphatase activity. Gene Ontology annotation, cellular component: nucleus. The record is from RefSeq and is a predicted model, not a curated record.
CACGCACGACCGGUGGGACGAUGCUGUGACUGUGACUGAAGAACAACGAUAGAGUCGGUAGCUGCUGACUGUGCUUUCAUACAACACCAUACCUACCAUCCUGACCGCCACCUUGCUCAAUCCUGGGCUGCGCCUACACUCCGCUCCACAGCUGGUGCGAACACGAAGCGAUUCACCUGAUACCGGCGUGCACCGCUCAACCACGGCGGUGCAUACAGCAUCUAUAGAAAGCACAUACUCGCGAGGACUCUGCACACCCUCCCGCCACACGUUGUGAAGGUCUACCAACGCGACCAUAUCCUGGCGAGGUGCUUCUUCCUACCCACGCUCGGCCACGAUGCAGUACGUUGGACGUCUCGUUUCGAGUGUGUACAACUCUGUGCCCUCCAUCAAUCCCGCAACUCUCAGUGGGGCUAUCGACAUUAUCGUAGUGGAGAGGCAAAUCGAGGCAGAAGAGGAAGUGGACGAUGAUGGGAGCAGUGAUGGACCUCUUGGAUCUGGCAUUGCUGCUGCGGGUCCCUCGAGACCGGCGCAGAAGAAGAGGAGGAAAGUGAUGACCACGGAAUUGAGCAGCACUCCUUUCCACGUGAGAUUCGGAAAGAUGUCGGUGUUGCGGCCUGCGGAGCGCAAAGUCACAUUGCACCUCAACAACUCUGCCGAUCCCCUCCCAUUCGCAAUGAAGGUAGGCGAAGCCGGCGAGGCUUUCUUCGUUUUGGAGCUGAACGAUGAGGAAGCUCAAGGCGUCAUACCAGACGAUCUUGUCACAUCGCCCAUUCUCAGCGCAGCUUCGAGUCCCGAUCUGGGCGGAAACGAACUUGAUGACGGGGCUGAGAGCGGAGCCGUGGCGCAAAGUCCCAUAGAGGCGUUGGAUCUAGGUGCUAGUGUCACGAUGGAGGCUGAGCCGGUCACCUUGAGUGCUGCCGAGGACGAUGCUCAGUCUCAAACAACUACAAUUCAGAGCAACGAAACCGCAGAUACGGGUAUCACCAUCCCAAACUCGUCGGGAACAUCUACCGCUAGCGCGGAGAACCGUGGUCAAAGUCCUGCGAGGGCUGACGCCUCUGGCGGUCACGGCGUCAACCCUGAAGCGGCAGAUGCAAAGGGGACCAGCGACGAGUCGUUGGACUCUGGAAAGGGUGGAAGCGGCAGAGCUGGAGCGCACAGCACGCUAGGCCAGGUAACGAAUGCGGCGGCCAAGGCGGGAGGAGCGUUGGGCGCAGCAGGCAAAGCUGUUGUCGCGCCACUCAGUGGCAGUAAUGCCAAGUUGGAAUCUGUGCGCAAACGUCAGGAGCGCCAGGAGCCCCACGAUAGCGCUCCAUUAAGCCAAGAGGAGAGCGGUAGCUCUGCAAGCCCGUGGCAUACGACGGGCGAACGAAGCGAUGGCAAGGAGAAGUUGCAGCAACAAGACGACGAUGCGCCACCUGAUCCUCCGAGCACUAACGACACCGAGACAGAGAAGCUCGAGCAAGGGCUCAAGAAGAGAGCCGAGGGCCUUGUGCAUCAGGUCAAAGCUGCAGCUGACGAGGAGAGCUUUCGAGCACCGUCAGAGACGCCAACUGCAGCAGACGAAAGGGAAGAGGCGUAUCCAGCACCAUUUGGUGCAAUUACUGGAGGGGAUGACGAUGCGUCUGAGGGCAAAGGACUGAGGACCCGGCCCACGGCGCAACUUGAUCAUGCUGACUACCUUGGCGGGGAAAGGAUGCCCCGCAUUAAGACAGGCACCGAAGACGUCGACCUGAGUGCGAGCGGCGUAGACCCUUCUACUCUUAGAACCCAGCUUGAGAAGCAAAAGCAAGGUGAUCAGCACGAGGAUAUCGUCAAAGAAGAAGCUGAAGCAGAGGCGGGCGAAGUCAGAGAAGAAGACAUCGCUAACAAGCCACCAGGAAGUCCAAGGCGCAAAGAGGACUUGCAGUACAUGCUGGACAUGGAUGGCUACCACAUGACCUCUGACGGCGAGAGCCUCGCGUACUCUGAGGCUCAACGACUCGCGAAAGAGGUUCCUCUGAGCAAGAGACACGGUGGCGCCGGCCGACACAGCGCGGAUCUUUUCCAUCACGAUAGAUCACAGAGUACAGAGCUGUUGCGCAAGGCAGUCGCAGAGGGCUCAAGACCUCGCAGUGCCAGCCGUUCUUCGAUACCAGAUUCGGUCACGAACAGCGAUGGUGACAGCACCAGCAAUCCUUCCAAGUUGUUUCGACGCGGUUCACACUCUGGCGCUUCAGAGUCGAAAGUACCGGGAGACGCCCAAACCAUUUUAGGCUUUCGGAACGAGAGCCCAUCUCUUGGAGGUGACUUUGAGGAAUCGCUCAACAGCGACCAACUGAGUCUGAGCCGAGACUUGGUGCGGCUAACCAGGAUGAUGAGAUCCAAAGAUGAUCCUGCGGACGAGGCCCACUUUGACGAUCCUGUCCCAAGGUCGGACGCCCGGACGCCAAGGCCUGCCAGAAACAAAGGCCCGAGCAAGACUGUGCGUCGGCACUUCCAGGAUACAUCGUUGAGUGACACGGAAGCCGACCCGCCACAUUGGUCUUCGAAUCCAGACUACCGAGCGCACCAACGUGCUACAAGCGCGGACACAGAAUUUGGUUCGAAGCCUGAGCGCAGUGCGCCCAAUGAUCAAGAUCGCUUCCAGUCCUCGGAGUACGACUGGGAGUGGGGUCAGAUACCAAAGGUGCACGACAGACCUCGGGCGCGCGUGACAAGUCUGGAUGCCGAGGAUGUGUCGUCCACCUCGCGUGCCCGCGGAAUCGAUCUCGAAAGAGGGGACCUGGCAGACGACGGUUUUGCUCCCACGGUGGGCAGGCUGACAGCGACCGAUGAAGCACCGUACGACUUUUGCUUGGUGCUCAACGAUGCCUCACAUCGAUUUGAGCUGUCACUAUGCUACCACGAAGGCUUCGAUAUCGAGCGACCGACCCAUAUGGCUGCCACCACUCGCGAUCAGCCCCAUGUCGACGUAGACGCCGAGCUUUUCGACGAGAAUAGGGUCAGCUUCCAGCGAUUCAUGGACGAUCCAGACAUUGUCAACGACGAGCGCUUGGUCGUCAGGUACAAUGAAAGGUUUAUGACCUGGGAGAAUGCUUCUGCUGUGCUGGCGACCCUUUCCCUUUGCCGCAAGACAAUGUCUGCAGCCCUUCUUGCUGAUCAAGCGGCCAGAACGACUGGCACCAGCACAGACGCGCAGGCGCCGCCUCAAGCUGGUGAACGAGCUAGUGUUUGGAGCCGGCUCUGGAAUCGCAAGCGCACUACGGCCAGUGCAGCAGAUCUGGAAGCAGUCCAAAAUGCGAGUGCUGCAAGGGAAGACCAGGCCUCUCUUCAAGGUGGAUCGUUACGAUUCCCACCUGCUCCCCUCGACCGAUCACACACAGACUCCGAACUUGCGAGUGGCCCUGCCGCCGCCAAGCCCUCGGUCGUGGGUAACGGUACAGCUGGUCCUGCCAUACCAAUGCCAUCCCGUGCGCCAAAAGUGAUGCACAAAACCUACGCCAAGACUCUGAGACUGACCUCGGAUCAGCUCAAAUCCCUGAACCUGCGGAAAGGCGCAAACAAGAUCACCUUCUCCGUCACCUCGAGCUAUUCUGGUGUCGCGACCUGCACAGCACGCAUUUUCCUAUGGGAGGCUAGCCAUCGCAUCGUCGUCUCUGACAUCGACGGAACCAUCACGAAAUCUGACGCACUCGGGCACGUCUUCACGAUGAUUGGGCGCGAUUGGACACAUGUGGGCGUGGCAAAGCUUUACACGGAUAUUGCCCGCAAUGGCUACCGCAUCAUGUACCUCACGAGUCGCGCUAUUGGGCAAGCUGACGCGACUCGCGACUACCUCCGUGGCAUUCGACAAACCAAUUAUCAGCUACCAGACGGACCAGUAAUCAUGAGCCCUGAUCGGCUCAUUGCUUCUCUACACCGCGAAGUGAUCCUGCGCAAACCAGAAGUUUUCAAAAUGGCUUGCUUGAGAGAUAUAGCUCGCCUUUUUGGACACGAUCCGCGCGCGACUUCGACGGCCGCAAAGGACCUCAAACCCGGGGCGGUCGAGAAGAGUUUUCCGGGUGUCUCGCAAGCGUCUAUCGACCUCGCGACUGGAGAAGCGAAUGCGGCUGCGAGUAGUCCUUCUGAAGGUGCAGCAACAGCCAGCGAUACAACCGCGACCGGAACGUUACAGCAAACCUCGGUAACAGACCAGGGGCCCAACUCGCCUGUCUCGAUGUCGCCUUUCUACGCGGGCUUUGGCAACAGGAUCACCGAUGCGUUGAGCUAUCGGAGUGUCAACAUUCCCAGCUCUCGCAUCUUCACCAUCGACUCCAAUGGAGAGGUAAAGAUGGAGCUGCUCGAGCUUGCAGGAUACAAGUCUUCCUACAUUCACAUGACUGAUCUAGUGGACCAAAUGUUCCCGCCCAUUACAGUCAAGUCGGAGGCAGCUGCGACCAAGCCAGAGUACAAUGACUUCAACUUUUGGCGCCCAUCUCUGAGCACAUUUGAGCUGCCUCCAGACGAUGAGCUCAUGCCCACGCCACCAGUCUCUCCCGCGCUUUCGGCAAGAAGCGGACGAAGUGUACGCAGCAAUGCUAGCUUGAGGAGCGCGACCACAGAUACAGUGACUGCGAAGCCUGACGAAGAGCCUCGACGCAGGAGUCGAUUCGGUCUGGGCAGUCUGGGACUCAGCAGAAAAGGUAGCGCUCAGACUAUUGAUGUGCCCGACCAGACCAGCACUAGCUCCGCCAAAUCGCAAGCUGCUUUGACGAGCCCUUCUGCGCCGGACCUUACAGCGGCGGCUGCGGACGGUGCACGAAUUCCACAACGAUCAGAAUCGGACCCUGAUGCGGCAGCAGCCGCUGCUUAUGGCACGAGCCCCACAGGAAGCUCGUACGGAUCAGGCGCCAAUUCUUCUUGGAUAGCCCCGUGGAGGAGACGCAGAGCAGCGUCGCCCGGCGAAACAACUGGAGGAGCGAGCGCCACUUCGCCGCUCGUAGGACCCGUCAUCACUGCCGAACCGGAUUCGGACGAGGAGAAUGUGGCGAGCGAUGAUGAUGAUGUCAGCGUCUUUGGCGAUGGACAAGACUUGUCAUCGAGCAAGCAGAGACGGGACGAGGAAGAUGAAGGGGAGGAUGAUGAGGAAGAAGCAGAGGAGGAUGCGGAUAGCAACGACGACGAGCCGAUCAGCGGUCGCGGUGGUGCCAGAAGACGCGAUCGAGCAAGAGGUGGCAGGGAUGAAGAGGUCAUUGAUGAUGAUCUGCUGGCUGGUGGCGAGAUUCGCUUCGAUUGGAAGUGAGGCCUCAUCCAUGAACUCGCACUUCAAUUCCAUUCACAUCUUUGGCCGCGUCAAGAUUCUGUUCGUCUGGUUCCCCUUCCAUCUGCUGCCCUCCUACCCUUUGUUCUCCUCUACGAGAGUGUUACUUUUGUCAUCGCAUACACGCCACGUUCAGACUACGUACCCUUGCAGCACUUGAACAUAUUCGCAAAUGAAGGAUGGAGGAGGAGAACUUGUCGUGACGACAAGACACAAAAGGGUGCGCUCACCUUCUCGAUCCCGCAAAAUCAAAGUGACAAUGUAGGUUCGAGUGCAGGACAGGUACUAAUACAUUCGCGCCAAACAAGUCUUGGGCCAAAGACGUG